Molecule: messenger RNA, 4901 nt
Organism: Oryzias melastigma (Indian medaka)
Lineage: Eukaryota; Metazoa; Chordata; Actinopteri; Beloniformes; Adrianichthyidae
Gene: pskh1
Product: protein serine kinase H1
Exons: 5
Coding region: 914-2218 (434 amino acids)
Biological process (GO): protein phosphorylation
Molecular function (GO): protein kinase activity; ATP binding
Source: RefSeq, a predicted model, not a curated record
CCUUUUAUUUUGAAAACGCUGACCGGAACUGGCAAAGGGAAGGUGGUCCUCCGUGUAGAAAAACCCCGUCGCUCCCCGUCGGGAACAAACUUCGUGAGUUUUUCUUCACUUUAGUCACUUUGAAACACGACCGAGACCAAGCCGGGAGUUUCGAACUAACCCAGAAACCGCGGUGACGGAGUCCAAGCGGGAUUAGUUCGGUUUGUCCGGAGGAGGGAAGUUGGGAAAGUGAGGGGUGAAAAUGGAGAGCCCAGCUGAGUGAGAGUGGGGUGAGGAGGCCGGCUUUGGCAGGAGCUGGGAGUCCUGCCCUGCCGCUAACAGGCUAGCUAGCUGCUCCCAUACUCCCUCGCCUGUGGCAAAAUGGAGGAGACAGAAACUUUGAAUUGGAAAAUCUGAUUUCUGCACCUACAGGUUUUCCAGACUGCCAUCUCCAGGGAAGCUGCUCCAUCCAAGCCGCUGUGAAACUCAGAUUCUCCCACCAUCCGCACCUCUGUUUGGAAUGGAAGUUCUGCACAUUUCCUAGAAGCUGAAGGCUUUUAAGGAGAACUCUACAAUGAAACUGAAGAACUUUGUGAUGUGAACAUCAGUACAAAUUGAGCAGUUUUGUUCGCAUUGAUUCCUCCAAGAGGUUGACUUAUCUGGUACCAGCACAUUGGAGCCAAGCGACCAAAAAUAAAGCCAGAACUUCUCUGAGAACACAAUGGAUUCCUGAACUUGUGGGAGAAGUUUGCUCCUAUUGAUGCCCCCCCCUCUGGGUGAGGGGUGUUGUCAACUUUCUUCAUGGACUUCUGCCCCAGUGUGGGCACAGCCUGGAUGUUGGAUGUCCGGAGUGUGUUGAAUCAGCUGUUGCGGUGAUGAAGCAGGACUUUUGGUGGCCUGUGUGGCUGGCUGGACAGAGGUGUGAGGUGAUGUGAUGGGGUGCCGGAACAGCAAGGUCCUCCCUGAGCCUCCAGGGGACGUUCAGCUGGACCUGGUCAAAAAGGUUGACCCUGUCCAGCCCCCUCACACUGAUAUCUAUAAGCACUUCAUACGAGGUGACGGCACAGCAAGCAAGAUGGGUGCAGCUGGCGGAGCAGCAGGUGACAAGUUGGACUCCUCCUUCGCAAGUCGAGUCAAAACUACCACGCCCACCGCUUCAGCCCUGCCCGCCAAGGAUCCGUCUGAAGUGCCGGAUCCACAGAGGAAGAAGGUAGCGAAGUAUCGAGCCAAGUUCGACCCCCGAGUCACGGCAAAGUACGACAUCAAGGCCCUGAUCGGGCGUGGGAGUUUUAGCCGCGUGGUCCGCGUGGAGCACAAGAGCACGCGGCAGCCGUACGCCAUCAAGAUGAUCGAGACCCGCUACCGAGAGGGGCGGGAAGUGUGUGAGUCCGAGCUGUGUGUGCUGCGUCGAGUCCGGCACACGAAUAUAAUCCAGCUGAUGGAGGUGUUCGAGACGGCGGAGCGAGUCUACAUGGUGAUGGAGCUGGCUACGGGGGGAGAGCUCUUCGACCGGAUCAUCGCACGCGGCUCUUUCACAGAGCGGGACGCCACGCGGGUCCUAACGAUGGUGCUGGAUGGCGUCAAGUAUCUCCACGCUUUGGGGAUCACGCAUCGAGACCUGAAGCCCGAGAACCUGCUGUACUACCACCCCGGAGCCGAUUCCAAGAUCAUCAUCACCGACUUCGGCCUGGCCAGCAGCAGGAAGAAGGGAGACGAAUGUCUGAUGAAGACCACCUGUGGCACUCCGGAGUACAUUGCCCCUGAGAUCUUGGUGAGGAAGCCCUAUACAAACGCAGUGGACAUGUGGGCUCUGGGCGUGAUCUCCUACAUCCUGCUGAGCGGCACCAUGCCCUUCGAGGACGACAACCGCAUGAGGUUAUACCGGCAGAUCCUGAAGGGGAAGUACAGCUUCUCUGGAGAGCCGUGGCCCAGCGUGUCCAACCUGGCCAAAGACUUUGUGGAGCGAAUUCUCACGGCAGACCCGAGCCAGCGGAUGACGGCCGGUCAGGCCCUUAAGCACCCCUGGAUCAUGACCAUGGCGGCCGCCUCCUCCAUGAAGAACCUGCAGCGCUGCAUCUCCCAGAAUCUCCUGAAGCGCGCCUCCUCACGCUGCCACAGCACCAAGUCGGCUCAGUCCACGCGCUCCAGCCGCUCCACCAAGUCCAACAAAGCCCGCAGGGUUCGGGAGAAGGAGCUUCGCGAGCUCAACCGCCGCUACCAGCAGCAGUACAACGGCUGACGGCGCCUCCAGGACACCGCGCCUCAGACCGCUCGCUCAGAGCUUCUCUAACGAGGCUCGGUCCAAAACUGCAGAAGCUGAAAAAGACGAUCACUGAGUUCAUCAUCUCUCUCUCCAUUCCUUCAUCAUUCUUCCACUCCAUUUUUCCACAUAUUUAUUUAUUUUUUUGUUGAGAUGAUCCGUGCAGAGGUCACUGGAUAAUGACCUGACAGAUCUGUUGAACAGAAAUACCAAACUGUCUCUGUGGAGGGAGGAAUAAACUCCCUCAUUUCUGAUUCCAAAGUGCUGUGAAUUUCUGAUUGUACAUUUGCGUCCAGAUCUCUUCUUCUGAUGCUGAUGGUCACAAACAUGAAGACCUCUCUGUUCUUCUGCUUUUUUAUAAUGAGAUCCCACCCGAGAGUUAAACCUGUUCAUGAAUGAAGUUGGUAGAAGGUAAACCGGCAGAUGUUCCGCUGUGGGUCGCACCAGCUUUAAGUUGAGAAGGUCAGCCUCUGAUGUAGAAAUUAAUGUCUGCAAAAGAGAAAGAAUUUAUCCUUCAAACCUGCAACUUUUUCUAUGACCAGCAGGGGGAGACCUCUGAUUAAAUAGAAAAAAACAACUUGUUGGACAUUUUUGUGCCAAAAUGGAGUUGAAGGCAACAGUGAUAAGAACUAAUCAGUGUUUGCAAUAAGCUUGUGCCAUUUAUGUCACCUAUAUUUUAUGAUGGAGUAUUAAGAUCACCAAAAAAGAAUAUAAGUAUAUGAGAAAAAAGUCACAAAUUAUCAGGAAAAAAUUACAAAAUUGUAAUUGUAAAUUUCUGAUUCAGAAAGAUGCAAGGAAAAGGCAAUGUUUUUUCUUAAAAAAUAAAGUUGUGAUUUAAUUUCUAAAAAGCUAUACAUUUGCAAAUAAAAAAAUCAGAUUUGUAAGCAGUGUGACGACAAUCUGAUUUCUCUGAACUGUGCGACAUAAAUUUGACAGUUUUCGUUAUCUUUGUUCAAAUAUUCUAGAAGCUAAAUUGAACUUACUUUUUCUUUUUUUGGAAAAAGGAAGAUUUUUCCCUUGUAAAUUUAAAUUUUUAAGCAUAAAUUUACAAAUGUGUUCUUCUAAAUUGUUCAAUUUUUAAUUUAUUGUCCUAAGAAUUUUCUUAAUUCUAAUUAAAGUCUAUAUUGACUCUCAUAUAUUUUUAUUUCUAUUUUGCUGUAUGUUAUCUUUAAUACUCUGUCUUCCUUUUUUUAAAAUAUACAUUUAUUUGCUUGUAUGUUUUUUAGUUUUUUUUCUUAGUUAUUUUUAAAAGUAUUUAAAUAUUUUAAAUUGAAAGUCUUUGUAUAUUAGUUAAAAAAACAAUUUUUAAGAACCACUUUUACUUCUUUAAAUUUCCAAGUUUUUACGUUUUUUGAGAGUUCAAAGUAUGUUGGCAGAAAAAAGACAAUCAUAGUUUACCUUACCUGCAUUUAAAGGGAAAAUAUAUUUUAAUUCUAAUUUCAAUUUUUGUGACACUACAACAAUUUAAGUAUAGUCUAGAUUAACUGUGUUUUUUUCAAUAUAAAAAAUGUAAUUCAAUAAUAAACUAUGUUUGAUGCUAUUUAGAGUAAAUGACACUUCCUCGUUUUCAGAGCCCAAACUAAAGCGGACGAUUUCCCGUCUGCUAAUCAAUAUUUUCUAUCAGUAUUAUUGAUUAAGACAAAAGUUAGCUCUCAUUUGUUUCCUUUUAAAAAAAAAAACAUUUAAGUGAAAUGUUAGCAUGUCAUUCUAAAGGUUUUUGUUUUCUAAGGUUUGUUUUGACUCCUAAAACAGAGGAUUUUUGUGCAGAAGAGGAACCAUGAAGUCACUUUUAGUUGUUGUUUUAGGAAAAGCUGGUGCUGCCGAGCACAGCAGAACAUCUGCAGACGUCAUGGAGAGCGAGCCGGGCAGGAAUGAUGCUGGAGGAGCAGCAUGUUUGAAUUUGUGAAUGAAGGAAUUAACUGUUGAAAGGUGAAUCAAACUUCAGAGUUUGGGGAAGUUUUACUUCCAAAAAUGAAAGUUUUUGACCGAAUCGUAUGAAGUUGUUUUCUCAAAAGUUGCACAACUUUUAAAAUUUGAUUUUUUUUUUUUAUUAUUAUUUUUCUUUUAAAAAGCACUUCAUGUAAAGAUUUUUCCUUUUUCUUGUUUGACUCUUUGGUUGAUUUUAAUCCAGAAGACUGGACUUUGUGUUUCAACCUUUGCUUUAUAAGGAUGCUGCUGUGACGUGUUUCAGAGCUGGAAAGUUUUCUGUUGUUUUGGAAAUUUUCUGACGCACUGGAAGCCAAAUUCGAGCCAUGUCAGCUGACCUCAGUUUUGUUUAUUGCAGCGUUGAAAGGUUUAUAUCCCCCUGUCCUGCUAUUUCUCUACUGUUCUCUUUCUUAUGAGCGUUUUCAGAAAGAAUCAAAAGAUGAUUUGGAUUCGAGGUGGUUCUAUUUGAGACCAACAGCUUAGUGAAACUCUACUAUCCACCUGCAAAUGUAAGAUGAACCGCAGACCUUCUGCACAUUUUAAGUGUUUUUUUUGUAUUUGUUUCUGUGAUUUUUACAUUCAUGCUGUUUUAAAUGAAGUAGCCUUUUCAACACUGUUAGCUGAAAAUGUUUCGUGCCUUAAAGGAAUGAUAACUCUUUGAUUCUUUUAUCAAUAACUCAUUUUUUAUGUUUUUAAACGGUGAGUUUUAUGUGCCAAUAAAGCACUCGAACCUGAA